Molecule: messenger RNA, 1182 nt
Organism: Pectinophora gossypiella (pink bollworm)
Lineage: Eukaryota; Metazoa; Arthropoda; Insecta; Lepidoptera; Gelechiidae
Gene: Smn
Product: survival motor neuron protein
Exons: 7
Coding region: 126-995 (289 amino acids)
Source: RefSeq, a predicted model, not a curated record
GUCAAGUCAAACAAAAAACAAAUUCAGCUCGCUGCUUGAAAAAAAAUUCAUAAGUGUUAAAAACAAGUAAAAACAAUACAAAUUAAAGAAAAUACGAAAAAAAAUCGUAACCCAGUCAUUGCAGUAUGUCCAAAAACGAAGUUCUUUAUGUGAAGGGAAUGAAUGUGCAAUUUUUCGAUUUUCCACUUCAGACCGAGUCGGAUAGUGGUAUGCAGCAUGGAGAUGACAUGUGGGAUGACUCGCAACUGAAUAGUGCUUACGAUAAAGCUCUGAAAAUGGCUAAUGUGGAAGUGGCGAAACGCGUUGCUAUGACCACUAAUAGUAAAUCGCCUCCUGUAACCAAAGAAGGCAGUUCUAAAUCAACCAAAGCACACAAGACAAAGAGCAAGCUGAGUAAGAAGAAGUCUGUCUGGUCAGCCGGUAUGCCCUGUAGAGCAUUUUACGAGGGAGACGGACUAGAGUAUGAAGCCUUUGUUAUAAGACAGCUCAACGAUAGGGAGUGUCUGGUGCGGUUCAUAGGUUACAACAACUCUGAAAUAGUAGAAAUGGUCAGUCUCAAGCCUUCACUUGGUAAAGAAGCACAAUCACUACAGAUUGAGCAGGCACUGGCUGAGAGGGAGAAUGAGAGUGUUUACAGUCAGUCAUUCAAAACUGAUACGGAAGCGGACAGCGAACAACAUAGUCAAGGAAGCACCGUUAUUCUUUCAGAACGGUCGUUCUCUGGCAAGGAUCGGAAAAAAAAGAAAGGUCAUCAUUUGACCAAUGGAUUCUUUCUUCCGGGGAUGCUCCCCAUGCCUGAUUUAAGCAAAUUGAGAAACAUCGGAUCAAUGGAGGUCCCGAUGCCGCCACCGCCGCUGCCGUUUCCAUCAUCAGACCCGGAAUGUGAGGACCAGGCGAUAUCCUCCAUGCUACUGAGCUGGUACAUGAGUGGUUACUAUACAGGGCUUUACCAGGGAUUGAAAAGAGCAAAGAUGCACAAGAAGCAUACGGAAUAGAAUCUUGCUGACGGUAAAAAUAAGUAAGUAAUAAAAAAGAAAAAUUGUCAUCUUAAAUAACAUUUAUUCAUACUCCACACAUACUACAAAUAAAAAUAGAAAUGCUGUUAUUUUUAAAAAUAAAUUAAAUUAUGCCUCCCGAUUCUGUGUAAAAACUAUGUACAAAAUAUACAUUUUGAUAAUUUUA